Emiliania huxleyi CCMP1516 is the source of this 537-nucleotide messenger RNA. RefSeq lists its product as hypothetical. NCBI's taxonomy places the organism in Eukaryota, Haptophyta, Isochrysidales, Noelaerhabdaceae. Gene Ontology annotation, molecular function: catalytic activity. The record is from RefSeq and is a predicted model, not a curated record. The transcript has a single exon. The annotation marks the transcript as partial. Gene Ontology annotation, biological process: base-excision repair.
CCAAAGCAGGAGGAGGGCGGCUGCGGCUCGCGACACCUCGUGCUCGACGCCCUCGUCGGUACGAUCCUGUCGCAGAACACGACGGACGUCCAGUCGCACCGCAGCUUCGCCGCCCUCAAGCAGGCCUUCCCGACGUGGGAGAUGGUUCGCACGUCCCCGCCGGCGGCCAUCGAGGCGGUGAUCAAGAGCUGCGGCCUCGCCGAGACAAAGACUGCGCGGGUGCAGGCCAUCCUCCAGCUCCUGCAUGACGAGCGAGGGGAGUGCUCGCUCGAGCACCUGCGCGAGGCGUCCGACGAGGCGGUGAAGCGCGUGCUCGGCUCGUACAAGGGCGUCGGCGCGAAGACCAUCUCCUGCGUCCUCAUGUUUUGCCUGAAGCGGUUCGACUUCCCCGUCGACACCCACGUGUGGAAGAUCGCGCUCGCGCUGAACUGGGUGCCAAAGGCCGCGACGCGCGAUCAGACGUACGAGCACCUCAACGCGAAGGUGCCGGACGAGAUCAAGUACGCGCUGCACGUGCUCCUGGUGAAGCACGGAAAG